CUUUCCUUUUCGUUUCUUCCAUCUCCACUAGUUUCCAUGUCGUUCCGUCUUGCUCGCGCGAAUACACCAAGAGCAGACAUUGACGAUCAAGGCGGGCCCUUGGUUGUGGCCGUUUGGCAAGAAGAGCUCGAGUCUGGAGCAAUUCCGGGUGAUGAUUCGGCGGCCGACGCCGCUCUAACCAUUGGUCGUUUCUUCUAACUUUUCGUGGCAUUCAAUUUCUAUGACUCUUCCCGGAAUCUGGCGGCAUUCUCCACCAUAAAAGGCUCGAAAUCGGACUGCGUAUGCUGCGCCAUCGUCCAUGUCCCGGAGAGUCUCCUCCAACUCUUGUCCUCGAGAUCCUCUCCCCCAUU
Molecule: messenger RNA, 350 nt
Organism: Eremomyces bilateralis CBS 781.70
Lineage: Eukaryota; Fungi; Ascomycota; Dothideomycetes; Eremomycetales; Eremomycetaceae
Exons: 1
Coding region: 37-198 (53 amino acids)
Source: RefSeq, a predicted model, not a curated record